Messenger RNA from Thalassophryne amazonica, 4309 nucleotides. It is a transcript of the gene usp7, whose product is annotated as ubiquitin specific peptidase 7 (herpes virus-associated). Gene Ontology annotation, biological process: regulation of protein stability; protein deubiquitination. Gene Ontology annotation, cellular component: nucleus; cytosol. NCBI's taxonomy places the organism in Eukaryota, Metazoa, Chordata, Actinopteri, Batrachoidiformes, Batrachoididae. The record is from RefSeq and is a predicted model, not a curated record. Gene Ontology annotation, molecular function: cysteine-type endopeptidase activity; protein binding; cysteine-type deubiquitinase activity.
UCGAGCGGCCCGGUGUGGAUGGCUGGAGAUGUUCGGUCCGGUCCGGUCCGGUCGGGAUGGGCCGCUCUGCUCUUUGCUCCAUGCGGAUGUGACAUUUCGGAGAAGAGCGUGGCCGCCAUUUUGAGAGAAGCUCGACUCACAGAUCGGGAGGAGCGGGCUGACGAGCUCUCGACUACACGUUGCAUGACCGGCCGCAUUCUCCACAAGAGCUUAUUAGCCAGAAAUGCGACGAGACGUCCCGGUUGAGUGAGUUGUUUUCUGGCGGGCCGGGGAAACUGUCGUUUCCGCGAUAGCGCCGUUCCGGAUUGGAAAGUGGUUUGAAUGGAUAGCUUCUUCCUCCGCUCUCCCCCAGACGAGGGACAAUCGGCGGAGCACACGGACUGGAGAUAUCGCAGGCAAAGUUUUUGAACGCGCGUCUGUAGCAAAUGAGCCUUUGCUUUUUUCGUCGUUGUUGUACCUGUGUCAAAAUCUGGCUGCCUAGCGUCAGGUAGCUCACCUGCUAGCUCCGAACAGACUGUUUGUUCCUCCAGGUGCAGCCCGUCCUGUGCGUUGUCGUACUGCCCCACAUUUCCCGGGGUAAAGCCGUAUUGACUUUAGCUCAUUUCAACGGGCCUCCCCACACCAGCCAGCCAGCCAGCCCACCUCGCUUGUGAAACAGCGACUCGCACCCACCAAAGGCGCCGAAAUUGGGCGAAUAGCGAGCAAAUACGUCCGCGUUUCUCUACCCGCUCCCCAGCCGACCUCCCCUUCUCACUCCCCGGCGCUGACAGCGGACAAGGCCGAGGUCGCGACAGAGCAGGCCCGCCCGCCGAGGCUCGACCUGUCCACACCACCUCCGCAUCCUACCACACCUUAUCAACAGUCCAGAACCCGGCGGCAGCCCAGCGAGCCCACCCUGGACAAGGUUGAGGGGAACAGAGAUAGCAGGGAGCACCGCAUCACCAUCACCACAACAACAGCUGCCAACAUGAACCACCAUCACCACCACACGCAGCAGCAGAAAGCCGGCGAGCAGCAGCUCAGCGAGCCCGAGGAUAUGGAGAUGGAGGCCGGGGACCCAGAUGAUCCCCCGAGAAUCCCAGCCAACCCAGUCAUCAAUGGUAAUGUGGCCAUGGCAGACGGACACAACAACACUGAGGAGGACAUGGAGGAUGACACCAGCUGGAGAUCAGAGGCAACUUUCCGAUAUGUGGUGGAACGCUUCAGCCGGCUUAGUGAGUCAGUGCUCAGCCCGUCCUGCUUUGUCCGCAACCUUCCGUGGAAGAUAAUGGUGAUGCCACGCUUCUACCCUGAUCGGCCGCACCAGAAGAGUGUGGGCUUCUUCCUACAGUGCAAUGCAGAGUCCGACUCCACGUCAUGGUCAUGUCAUGCACAGGCCAUGUUGAAGAUCAUCAACUACAAAGAUGAUGAGAAGUCAUUCAGUCGGAGAAUCAGUCACCUGUUCUUCCACAAAGAGAAUGAUUGGGGUUUUUCCAACUUCAUGUCCUGGAGUGAUGUAACGGAUCCAGAGAGGGGUUUUAUCGAUGAUGACAAAGUUACUUUUGAAGUCUACGUCCAGGCAGAUGCCCCACAUGGAGUGGCCUGGGACUCCAAGAAACACACAGGCUAUGUUGGGCUGAAGAACCAGGGUGCCACCUGCUACAUGAACAGCCUGUUACAGACACUCUUCUUCACAAACCAGCUACGGCGGGCAGUGUACAUGAUGCCCACAGAAGGAGAUGACUCAUCUAAGAGUGUUCCACUGGCGCUCCAGAGGGUUUUCUAUGAACUACAACACAGUGACAAACCUGUUGGCACCAAGAAGCUCACAAAGUCAUUUGGGUGGGAAACGCUAGAUAGCUUCAUGCAACAUGAUGUACAGGAGCUGUGCAGAGUGCUCUUGGACAACGUAGAGAACAAAAUGAAAGAUUGUGUAGAGGGAACCAUUCCUAAGCUCUUCAGAGGAAAAAUGGUGUCCUAUAUCCAGUGUAAACAUGUGGACUACCGGUCAGAGCGGAUAGAGGACUACUAUGACAUCCAGCUUAGCAUUAAAGGAAAGAAGAACAUUUUCGAGUCAUUUAAAGAUUAUGUUGCUACAGAACAGUUAGACGGAGACAACAAAUAUGAUGCAGGAGAGCAUGGCUUGCAGGAAGCAGAAAAGGGGGUGAAGUUUCUUACCUUCCCCCCAAUCCUUCAUCUGCAGCUGAUGAGGUUCAUGUAUGACCCACAGACGGACCAGAACAUUAAGAUUAAUGACCGGUUUGAGUUUCCAGAUCAGUUACCACUAGAUGAGUUCCUCCAGAAGCCGGAUUCCAAGGACCCGGCCAACUACAUCCUUCAUGCAGUACUGGUUCACAGCGGCGACAACCAUGGUGGUCAUUAUGUCGUCUAUCUUAACCCUAAAGGAGACGGCAAAUGGUGUAAGUUUGAUGAUGACGUGGUGUCAAGGUGCACAAAGGAAGAGGCCAUUGAGCACAACUAUGGGGGUCACGAUGAUGAUCUCUCAGUGCGCCACUGCACCAAUGCCUACAUGUUGGUCUACAUCCGUGAGUCCAGGCUCAGUGAAGUCCUCCAGCCGAUGACUGACAGUGACAUCCCCCAGCAGUUAGUGGAGCAGGCUGCAGGAAGAGAAGAGGGUUUAGAAGCUCAGAAGCGAAAGGAAAGGCAGAGGGGCCACCUCUACAUGCAGGUUCAGAUGGUCACGGAGGACCAGUUCUGUGGUCAUCAAGGCAAUGACAUGUAUGAUGAGGAGAAGGUGAAGUACACUGUCUUCAAAGUCCUGAAGAGCUCCACAUUGCAAGAGUUUGUCCAGAACCUCUCGCAGACCAUGGGUUUCCCACAGGACCAAAUGCGGUUGUGGCCCAUGCAGGCGCGGAGCAAUGGAACCAAGCGGCCUGCUAUGCUUGACUACGAGGCCGACUGCAACAAGUCGAUGAUUGACUUGAGUGACAACGAGAAUCCCUGGACAAUAUUUCUUGAGACAGUGGAUCCAGAGAUGGCAGCCACUGGGGCAACGUUACCCAAGUUUGAUAAAGACCAUGACGUCAUGUUGUUUUUGAAGAUGUACGACCCAAAAACCAGAAGUUUAAAUUAUUGUGGACAUAUCUACACACCUAUAUCCUGCAAAAUAAGAGACUUGCUGCUAGUCAUGUGUGAGAGAGCAGGGUUUCAGCAGGAAACUAGCCUUAUCCUCUAUGAGGAAGUAAAGCCCAAUCUAACAGAGCGGAUACAGGACUACGAUGUCUCUCUGGACAAGGCCCUGGAUGAGCUCAUGGACGGAGACAUCAUUGUCUUCCAGAAGGAUGACCCAGAGAAUGACAGCAGUGAGCUGCCGACAGCUAAAGAUUAUUUUCGGGAUCUCUAUCACCGGGUAGAUGUCAUCUUCUGCGACAAGACCAUCCAUAAUGACCCUGGCUUUGUGGUCACACUUUCGAACCGCAUGAACUACUUUCAGGUUGCAAAGACAGUCGCACAGAGGUUGAACACCGAUCCUAUGCUGCUACAGUUCUUCAAGUCACAGGGGUACAGGGACGGUCCAGGGAAUCCCCUCAGACACAACUAUGAGGGAACGCUGCGAGAUCUACUGCAAUUCUUCAAGCCUCGGCAGCCCAAGAAACUGUACUACCAGCAGUUAAAGAUGAAGAUUACAGACUUUGAGAACAGGAGGAGUUUUAAGUGCAUAUGGCUUAACAGCCAGUUUAGAGAGGAGGAGAUCACCCUCUACCCUGACAAACAUGGCUGCGUGCGAGACCUUUUGGAUGAAUGUAAAAAAGCAGUGGAGCUCUCAGAAAAAGGCUCAGAGAAGCUCAGGCUGUUAGAGAUAGUAAGCUAUAAAAUCAUUGGGGUUCACCAGGAGGACGAGCUGCUAGAAUGUUUAUCUCCUGCUGCCAGUCGCACCUUCAGAAUAGAGGAAAUUCCUUUGGACCAGGUGGACUUGGAUAAAGACAGUGAAAUGCUGAUCCCUGUUGCACACUUCCAUAAAGAGGUCUUUGGCACCUUUGGGAUCCCCUUCUUGCUAAAGAUCAGACAGAACGAGUCAUUUCGGGAGGUGAUGAGGCGGAUUCAGGCCACACUGGACAUUCAGGAGAAAGAAUUUGAGAAGUUCAAGUUUGCAAUUGUGAUGAUGGGGCGACAUCAGUACAUCACUGAAGAUGAGUAUGAGGUCAACUUGAAGGACUUCGAACCACAGCCAGGUAACAUGUCCCACCCGCGCCCGUGGUUAGGGUUGGACCACUUCAACAAAGCUCCAAAGAGAGGCCGCUACACUUACCUGGAGAAAGCAAUCAAGAUCCACAACUAAAGCAGUGUGCCCUCCUCCUUUGUCCUCUUC